UACAAAUGGAUGACAGUCGUGACAGGGUGCGUUGAACUAAAAUUUGUUUUUAUUUACUUACCAUAGCAUACCGCUUCUAGUAUACCUAAGUUCGGGGGUAUACCUAUAUCAGCUAUACAUCGCUCGUUAACAAAAUAUCUGUCGGUUUAUAAUAUGUCAUCCAGUCGAGACGGCUUUAAGCAGAAAGUGGGUCGACAAAACUCCAUGUCCACAAUAACGAAUCUCUUAAACCAUAACAAUUCGGUGCAAAAUGCCAAUUCCACCAGCAAAACCGAAUCGGAUGAGUAUGUGCCAAUAUUUUACAAUGAAAUUUCGGAUAUUAUGCGGGGAUUCGGUGACUGUCAGAAGCCAUUAAAAGAAUCCAUCAUUUUGGUGGACAAAAUUUUGCUGCAACAAUUGCGCGGCAUUUUACAGGAAGUUAUUCAAUUGGCAGUAGAACGGAAGGGUAAACCGGAACCGUCACUGCGAGACUUCGAAUUUUUAAUGAGAAAGAAUCCGGUUCGAGUGUACCGACUGCAGCAUUACUUGACAAAUCUACAAAAGAUUCGCCGCAUCCAGGAAAUGAACAAUGUCAUACCAUCCAGUUAUCACAACGAAUUGGAAUCAAAUGAAGAUGCUGAGGAUGAAGAAGAUAGAACAAUUCCUGAGCAAAAAAACGAUGAGGAGAAGCUUCGUCGACACUUCCGAGCCGAUAGAAUAUCGCAAAUACUUGGCGGAGCUCAAUACAAAGAAUACUCAGAGUCACGACGCACAUCAUUCAGUGUCAUCAGAAACUCAACUACCAUCAGAAAUAAGCUACGGUUGUGGUUGAAACCACCCAGUGACACAGUUAUGUCGAAUAGAGUGUACACGAUCCUAUCGUAUCUAGCGCAUGAGACAAUUGCAGCUAUUGUCGAUUUUAGUAUACUGACCCGACUGAAUUCAGCUAACCGUCAAACGGAACCUUACAGCCGAAUCAUGACAUCAGGUGCGUCACACAAUAUGCUUCAUCUAUGUCCCGAAGUGACCCAGGGUCGUGGAAUGGAUGGCAUCAAACCGAUUACAGUGCAGGAGAUUCAGGAAGCCGUUCGUCGGCACACAAUCGCUUCAACCAGAACGCUGGGCCUGUACCGCAACAUGGACAAUUCGUCGUCGACUGUACCGUUUCUAGCCAUUUAAUGAAAUAAAACGAUGGCAACUACUUCCCCACCAAAUUUUAUUGAUUUUUUCAU
This is a messenger RNA of Bradysia coprophila, 1211 nucleotides long. It is a transcript of the gene Spt3, whose product is annotated as Transcription initiation protein Spt3. The record is from RefSeq and is a predicted model, not a curated record. Gene Ontology annotation, molecular function: transcription coactivator activity; protein heterodimerization activity. Gene Ontology annotation, biological process: transcription by RNA polymerase II. NCBI's taxonomy places the organism in Eukaryota, Metazoa, Arthropoda, Insecta, Diptera, Sciaridae.